Molecule: messenger RNA, 735 nt
Organism: Rotaria sp. Silwood1
Lineage: Eukaryota; Metazoa; Rotifera; Eurotatoria; Philodinida; Philodinidae
Source: the annotation of a GenBank genome assembly
AUGCCAGAACUAACACUUUUCGAUUCGGUACGCAAUUCAAACCAGUCAACUGCAACUAAUUCUAAUUCUGAUAAUCUCCCUUCGUCAUCAUCCAAUCAUACAACUUUUGAACCUUCAUUUGAAUUACCUGUUGAAGACACUUUAUUCAUUGAAGAACUCCUGAAUAAUACUCAACUAUCUUCUACAUUAGACGAUAAUUGGCUAGAAAAUUUUCCUGUUGAUUCAUUUGAUCAAUUACUUUCUUCUGAACCUGAUAUGACAUUCAAAGACCUUACUGAUAUGCCUAUGGAACAAAACAAUGAAUAUCUUCCAGAUUUAGAAAUGACAGCAAGCAAUUCUUCAACAACGUACGAUGAAAGAGCUUCGUCGAUUGAAUCUGCAUCAGACGAUAAUGAACGUGAUGAUAUAAAUCGACGUGGUUUAAAAAAAAGCGGUGGUCCAGUGCGUAAAUUAGCACGAUUUGGUAACAAACAAGUUAUAAAAUACUCAGACGAGUAUCAUGAUCGACGAUUAAAAAAUAAUGAAGCUGUGAAAAAAAGUCGAUUGAAAGCAAAAGAAAAACAAAAAGAAAGUGAAACUAAAAUGACACAAUUAUCAAAGGAAAAUCGUGCAUUAAACGAUCGAGUCGAUUUAUUAAUGAAAGAAUUACAAGUGUUAAAAACACUUUAUAAAGAACUUAAUCAAGAUUUGCCGGCUGCUGCUGUUAAAGACCUCGAACGAGUCAAUGUACGUUGA